UGAGGUGAACGACAGAGUGCGAUUCACAGAGAGAGAGAGAGUGAACCGGUAGACUAUCGGGUCGCCUUCUCCGCCUCCGUCAGGCCACCGGGCAGUCAUGCCUGCGACCACGACGGCUUCACUCCCCUGUUCCUCCCACUUGCUCCGUAGACUACGUCGACAAGGCUUAAGAUCCUCCAUCCUCUCCUUCAGCUCCACUCCCAUCUCUAGAACUCACUCCUCCCCUUCUCCCCCUUCUUCCAGCUCCUCCAUUUUUGGCCAGAAGCAGAUCGCUUCUGUAAGGAAGCAGCCCCCUCAUGGCGGCCGCUCCUUCUUCCGGCCCUUCUCCCCUGUCAUGGAGUGGCAGGAAUGCACGGUUAAGGUGGAGAUUGAUGUGCCGACUUCAGUUGCCUAUAAGUGCUACUCCGAUCUUGAAGCAAUUCCCCAAUGGAUGCCUAUUAUUUCGACUGUAAAGAUAUUGGAAGACCAACCCGAUUUAUCAAGAUGGUCCCUAAAGUAUAAAGCCUUUGGUCAAGACUUCGAGUACUCUUGGCUUGCUCGGUUUAUGCAGCCAAUCCCAAAUCAGAAGAUGCAUUGGCGGUCGCUAGAAGGUGUUCCUAACAGAGGAGCUGUUCGGUUUUAUCCCAAAGGUCCCUCUUCAUGUUUAGUAGAACUAACUGUUUCGUACGAAGUGCCUCAACUUCUAGUUCCUGUGGCAUCUGCACUGAAACCUUUUAUGGCAAGCUUACUCGAACGUGGUCUCGAGCGAUUUGCAAGAUUUGCUAAAAGCCACGAGGCAAGCUAAACAACCUGACCAUCUCAUUCGUCAGUCAACCUUCAAUGUUAUGCCCUUCAAGUCGCUCAUGGCCUCCACGACAGCUGGCUCCAGAUUCAUCAGCCCGCAUGCCAUGGGAGCGGCUAGCCUGUAUGGAGAGAUGCAGUUGGCCCUGAUCCCAAAGGCACCGAGCUCACUUGCUGCUGACCGGACUAGGCCAAGCAGCCCAUGCUUCGACACAGUGUAGGGGUUGUGCCUCAUGCCGGCUGGAAUAGACAAGACACUGCCUGUGCAAACAAUCGAGCUGCGGGUUUUACUAGCCACCAUGGCCCUCGCUGCAUGCUUGAUUGCCAGAGCCGACCCCCGCAGGUUUACAGCUAGGGUGCAGUUGUACACGUCUAUGUCCAUGUCCGUGAUGCUGGCCAGUGGUCCCAUGAUUCCGGCGGUGCUGUACAUGACGUGCAAGGCUCCGUACUUCUCCACUGCAUAUGCCACCGUCUCCUUGACCUGCUUCUCAUCUCAGACAUCACAUUGCCUGUAACUAGCCCGGUCAAAGCCAACUGAACUUGCAACUUGGUGACCGACUUCAUCUUGGAUGUCAGCAAUGAUGACAUAUGCACCAUGCUCUGCAAACAGCCGUGCAGUGGCCUCGCCGGUCCCGCUGGCUGCACCGGUUAUUAUCGCCAACUUUUCCCAAGAACCCACGAGUGCCUAACACCAUGAUAUUGUAAUAUAAUGGUAUGCGCGUAGAUCAACAAUAUGAAUGUACAAAGUUAUGACCGUAUGUAUAUCCUAAUCAUCAAUCGUAAUGAUUAUACGUACAUAUCA
Messenger RNA from Punica granatum (pomegranate), 1582 nucleotides. The record is from RefSeq and is a predicted model, not a curated record. NCBI's taxonomy places the organism in Eukaryota, Viridiplantae, Streptophyta, Magnoliopsida, Myrtales, Lythraceae.